AUGACACCACUUCACCGUGCUGCAGACUGUGGCCACACACAAUGUGUCCAGCUUCUCCUCCAACACGAGGCGGAUGCCAAUAUACAGGAUAUGCUAAGGGAGACACCACUUCACUUGGCUGCAGUUAACGGCCACACGCAAUGUGUCCAGCUUCUCCUCCAACACGGGGCGGAUACCAGUAUACAGGAUGAGUUUGAGAUGACACCACUUCACAUUGCUGCACGCUGCGGCCACACACAAUGUGUCCAGCUUCUCCUCCAACACGGGGCGGAUGCCAAUAUACAGAAAGGGCUGGGGAAGACACCACUUCACUUGGCUGCAGAUCACGGCCACACACAAUGUGUCCAGCUUCUCCUCCAACACGGGGCGGAUGCCAAUAUACAUGAUGGGGUUGAGAUGACACCACUUCACUUGGCUGCAUUUCACGUCCACACACAAUGUGUCCAGCUUCUCCUCCAACACGGGGCGGAUACCAGUAUAAGUGCUUGUUGGCGGAAGACACCACUUCACUUGGCUGCCAGUGGCGGCCACACACAAUGUGUCCAGCUUCUCCUCCAACACGGGGCGGAUACCAGUAAACGUGAUUAUGAUGGGAGGACACCACUUCACUGGGCUGCAGAUCACGGCCACACACAAUGUGUCCAGCUUCUCCUCCAACACGGGGCGGAUACAAGUAUACAGGAUGAAAAGAAAAAGACACCAAGAAUGUUGGCAGAAGAAGAAAAGUGCACUGCCGUAGUUGAACUGCUGAGGCGUUUUGAAAUACAUGAUAUACAGAUGUACAUUCAAACCAGGACUCUGGAGCACCUUGCAGAAAUUUUAGACCCUAAAGAAUAUCUCAUAUUUAACCUGACCAACUUGGACUCGAAAUUUCCUGAAGUCUUUCAAUUGCAAAAAAUUCAAGGAUUGAAAGAUUGGGUCGCCAUGAACAAUUAUACCACUAUUAAAGAUAUUAAAGUUGGACUACUGGCUGCAAACUUUCUGCGGCUGUCCAGUGCGGCAGUAGAGUAUUAUGCUGAGAUGGUGAUAAACAUUACAAACAUGCCCCCCGAUGAAUUUGAGGCACUCUGUAGAACCCUGACCACUGCGAAGUACAUGUUCACACAAAGUUCAACAACCCGUAUUCCGCAAGUUACGAGCUCUUCACUGAAUAACCUCCGCUACGACGCAUUCAUUGCACACAGUGGUGAAGACAAGGGCGUCGUAGAACCUGUGGUAGAGCAGCUAGAAAAACAGGGAGUCAGGUGUUGCAUUGGCAGACGUGACUUUCACCUAGGAAAGUCGCUUUCAACUUCUAUUGAAGAAGCGGUUGAUGAAUCAACGUGCACCAUUGUGUUCCUGUCCACAAAUUUCAUGAAGAGCCAGUGGUGUACAAGGGAAAGAGAGCUUGCCAUUCAUAAAGCGGUGGAGUCAAGAGAAAACCCAGUUAUUCCAGUUCUAAUUGAUUUCUCUCCGCAGCAAAUCCCUUCUCCUUUCAAAGGCAUAAAAUGCAUUUCAGCCAAGCACCAAGAAUUGAUUCCAAAGUUAACCGAAGCAGUUAAAGGAUCAAAAAAGUCUCCGACGAACGGAGAGCUGCAAAUCGCGCUUCAGAAUGCACAGGAAGAAAUCGAGUUUCAACGAGACCAAAUCACAGUGUUGACAGGCAAACUUCGACUACAGUGAAGGUAGUAUUUGUGGGACCCUUGCACCGUAUUGGUUGAUACAGUUGAUUAAACUUUUAAAAACUGAUUAUGAUUUUGACAGUUUUGAAACAUCUUGCGUCACCUCAAGAACUACUGUACGUACAUGUAUUUUACUUUCAACAUUAAUUUCUCGUGGAAUAUCAGCGUAUUGUUUAUUCUAGGCCAUGCACAUAUAUUUACUGCAAAAAUUAAAUGAUUGCUGUUUUGCACUCUUCCUUAUCCUAUAAUUCCAAAACUUGUUUUUCGUCAUUGUUGCUCUCUUCCCACUAAGCAUAAGCCUUAUAUGUAGCACCGUCUGUGGUAGCCGUUAGGCAGGUUUAUAAUGUUAUUUAAGAAUAUAUCACAGUGGCGGAUUUAGAAGGGUGGGCUCCUACCCUCCCGUCCUCUUCGAUUUCUGAAAAAAAUCAAACCAACGUUCCCCUCUUGAAAGUAGAAUUUUGACUAGCUGAAUCGUAGUUCUAUGUCGUACCAAAUGGCACCAUGCGCCCUCUAAAGUACCAAAAGUUUUCAGGGUACUUCAGCGGGCCCAGAACCCUUGCCAAGUAGGGGGUGAGGGUCAGCUUUGCAUCUGCGGACCCCGACCCCUAUAAAUAAUUCUGGAUGAGCCCCUGUAUUAGUAUUUUCUGUUUGUAACGGUAUCGUUUAUAAUGCUUUCUUUUCUAGCCUUAGUAUCAAAAUUUAUGCAUAAAGUAUGCCACAAAAUCUACCAUGUUGCCCUUAAUAUGAGGGCUUUAAUUCUUCUGCUGUAAUAAUGCUUUAUUGCCUAUUCAACAUGCUGGUUAGAUGUUUACUAAGAAAUUUUUUAAGCCCAGAUAUAGGGUAGUUCUUGAGUUUUUUUUCUCUCGUUGUGUUAGUGAGAUAUCAGUGUAUGGAACAACCAUCGGGUUCACACUACAAACAUUAUACUAUAAAUUAUAGCAGUGUUGAUCAACAUUAUAUAUAUAUAUAUAUAUAUAUAUAUAUAUGGGAACUAUUAUUUUUGCGGAAAACGCAAUAUAUUAAUACAUCUUUAAUAUAAGCGAAUGUUUUGUGUGUGACAUGUAAUCAUGCUUACCUGUAGUGUAGUAGUACAAUUAAAUCCUUCGAUCCCCUUGGGGUUUAUACAUGUAGCUUCAAUUCUACACAGUGGGGUUUUUGUUUUGUUUAUUUAUUAAUAUAUAAUUGUUUUGCCGUUGCAUACCACUGUAUACUGGACAUUACAUGUGGAUCACAAAUGGUCUGCUCGUAUGUUUGUUUGUGGUCAGUUUUGUUUUUGGUGAGAAAGUUGUGUAAUGUUUUAUCAAAAAAGGUUAUAUUGACGAGGGUAAAUGUAUACACACUGACUAGUCGAAAACGCAAUAUAUUUUAAUAUUUAAAUAUAUAUCUUACUUAUGUAUAAUAUAUUUUUAGGAUACGAUUCAAAUGUUGUAAGCCAUUCCUUUUUAAUGUGAAAUGCUAUAGAUUUACUAUAUACAGUAGUAUGUCAUGUAGUAUAUCUUAAUAUAUCAUGGUUCUAAACAAUAAAUUUGUUUAAUAAUGUUUGAGUCCUUUGCUAUAGAGUUCCCACUCUUUACACAUCAUGGUUCGAAACCAUAAAUUUGUUUAAUCGUGCAAGUUCUUUUUUUUUAUCUAUAUGAGACAAGCUAGAGAGUUACCAAGUUUAUAGUAUGUCAUCACUUCAUAAGUCAUGGUUCCAAACCAUAACUUAAAAUCCUUUUCAGUGUGUUUGUGAAAAGUGCGAGUUCUACUAAUGUACUGGUACAUGCAAUAUACGUACAUGUAUAUUAUCACCUCGUAUCUCAAAUUCCACAAUGGUAUGUCCUAAAUUGGGUUCCUAUACUUAUAUCGAUCCAUCUGGAUCGACCUAACUUCCUGGUGGAUCGCGUUAAGUUGCUACGAGCUCAACUUGAGGCUUAACUGUCUGUCACGCCUACCGAAUCAGCUAGUGUAAAGAUAAUUACCCCCUAACAGCUUUACUAGGCGUGACAGACAUUUAAGCCAGUUAAGUUGAUCGCAAUUUAGUGAGACACCCCAAGGGAAACAGAUCGAUCCAAAACUAUGUAGGAAUGGUCCCCUAAAUUACAACUUAAACCCAUGGUAUGUUAUGUGCUUUAUGUAGUCCAAGUUAGUAAUUAAGUUUGUUGAGUUAUAUUACAUUGCUGUUGCUUUUGCUUCUUAGUGCUGAAAUAAAACGAAUCAGAAAAAUGUUUAAAAAUUUUUAAUGGAAGUUAAGGUUUAAUGUGGUUUGAUAACCGGUAGACACAGUCAAACCACACUGCUUUUUAACUUGGUGGUUUGAUAAACGAAAGUUAGGGGAAAAAUGUCGUCUAUCGUUGAGUUCAUUUUAUACCUGUCGGGAAUAAUAAUAAUAU
Molecule: messenger RNA, 4033 nt
Organism: Lingula anatina
Lineage: Eukaryota; Metazoa; Brachiopoda; Lingulata; Lingulida; Lingulidae
Product: ankyrin repeat, PH and SEC7 domain containing protein secG
Source: RefSeq, a predicted model, not a curated record